Triticum aestivum (bread wheat) is the source of this 839-nucleotide messenger RNA. RefSeq names its product peroxidase 2. The coding region runs from base 14 to 562 and encodes 182 amino acids. Gene Ontology annotation, molecular function: heme binding; peroxidase activity. The transcript has a single exon. NCBI's taxonomy places the organism in Eukaryota, Viridiplantae, Streptophyta, Magnoliopsida, Poales, Poaceae. The record is from RefSeq and is a predicted model, not a curated record. Gene Ontology annotation, biological process: response to oxidative stress.
GGUAGACUUCGAGAUGCCGUCCGGCCGCCGUGACGGCACCUUCUCCAACGCCUCCGAGCCGCUCAAGUUCCUGGUCCCGCCGACGUCCAACCUCAGCGACCUUGUCGCUAGCUUCGUCAUCAAGGGCCUCAACACGGAAGACCUGGUCGUCCUCUCCGGCGCGCACACCAUCGGGCGUUCCCACUGCUCGUCCUUCGUUUCUGACCGCCUCAACACCCCCUCCGACAUUAACGGCGGCCUGGCCGCGUUCCUGCGGGGGCAGUGCCCGGCCGACGCGACACCGGGCGGCAACGACCCGACGGUGAUGCAGGAUGUGGUGACGCCCAACAAGCUGGACAGGCAGUACUACAAGAACGUGAUAUCGCACACAGUGCUCUUCACCUCCGACGCGGCGCUCAUGACGUCGAUGGAGACGGCGAGGAUGGUGGUGGAGAACGCCAAAAUCCCUGGGUGGUGGGAGGACAGGUUCGAGAAGGCCAUGGUGAAAAUGGCCGGCAUCGAGGUCAAGACCGGCUACCAGGGCCAGAUCAGGAAGAACUGCCGCGCAAUCAACCACUACUAAUAGGUGGGGCAGCACAGCAACUGUGGACGUACGUGCAUGCAUGGUGACGGAUCACUCGACCUAAAUGGUUUGCUUCAACCUACAAGCGAGUUCAUGUUGUAAAAUUUGGCGAUUCUUUCACUGCGUGCCUUUUUUUCUUUGGUUAUUCCUUGGUUCAAUUCUAGCCAAGCUACGGAAUUGUUCGUGUAUAUGGGGUUGUGCAUGUCUAAUUGCGAACCAAUGUUCUUUGUUGAAAGAAUAAAAGUGAUGCACACAGCAUGUUUUGAUGAACAGAAAA